UUGUCGUUUCCAUUAUCAACCCAACUUUUAAUUAAAUACGAUAAAUCAUUGGCGGGUUAACCGGAUUGCUGAAUAAUUUGAAGUUUUUGGUACGAAGCAGCUUCUGAAAACUUUUGCUCGAAGAACUUUGAAAAGAAUCAGUAUGAGCUGGGAAGACAACAACUGUGAGCUAUUUGCUUUAAGAAGCUCAUUAGAAGCCCAAGCAGGUAGUCUAGCUAACCUCGCUGUACGACUCAGAACAGCUGAGUACAACAUCGAAAAACAACUCUGUGCCAAUAAAGGUUUGAAAAGCGCACUUGUAAAGCUAGCUUCCAGAGAAGCUGUGACCAGAAGUCAAGUUUAUGGCGCUCUAGAACGAAUUGAGACAGACGUCGCAGACUUGCGGUCAGAAAGAAAUUCCACUUACAAUAUAGAAUCGGGAAAGAAUAGUGAAAAUUAUUAUUCAAAAAGAAGUCAAUAUGUUUGUACAGAGUGUCAAGCGCUGUCUAGAAAACUGGAAGCGAUAGAAACCAGAUUAGAAACCCUCACACAACAAUUACAACUGCAGUCAGUUCAAUCUAAGUUCAAGCCUACCUCUGAGCUUUCAAUGAGAGAAAAUGCUAAGCACAAUCUUAAUGGAGAACAUGUCUGUUCGGUAACUACUGAGCAUGCUGUGGAACCUCUUACAAGAAAAGUCGAUAAGGAUGCUAGUAAUUUUGAGAACAAUAUUCGGAGGUUUUCACAAACAGAGGGCACUGAAGAAAAUGAAAAUGUCUGCUCGUCUACCUACAUUUUAAGUAUAUUGGAAGCUGUCACCAGACAAGAAGAUAUCUCUCCGAAUGAGUUUUAUUGUCAACUGAAUUUUUAUUUAAAGAAAAUCUUCCUGUCAACAAUUUGUGGUAGAAAUGUCUCCGCUAGGCUAAUUUUUGACUUGGGACGGUGUUUCCUUCGCAUAGAAAGCAGUAAAGCCUUUAAGAAGCUCGAAUCAAGCAAAAAGAAACAGUUGAAUCUUCUUUUGAAGGACAUAUUUGUUCAUUUUGAUUCGAUUUUCUCGGAAAUGAAGAAGAACCUUCAUAAAGAGACAAAGCAAGAUAAGGCUUCUAUACUACCCGCUGAAACGAAUGACUCUGACCACUGUAGUACAUCAACUUUUGAAGCUCUAUGUGCUGAGAAACAGAAUGAUUAUCCAUUACAACAGAUCUUUGACGAGUCUGGUUUUUUCAAUGCGGAAGAUGAUUUCAAUCCAACGCAGAACAGAACUGCUAAGUUCAAAGAUAUCACACAAAACAAGAAAGUGGUCAAUUUGUUUGAAGAAAAAGAGAAUUUGAAAACCAUUGCAUUGGAUGAUAGUACAGAUUUAGAAUGGAAAGAGUGCUUUCGGAGCAUGAAUGAAAAUCCGUUCUAAGACAUCAUUCACUUUACUAGCAUAAUUUGUUGCUGUUAACAGAGAGACCCAUAUGCAGAGAUGAACUCUGCUUAUUCUCGAAUAUUAACACAGAUAGAUAGAUGUUGUUGACGGUCUUCAUUGUAUAAAACACAAUUUUUAUUAUGAGAAGGAAAUAGUAGAUUGUAAUUCCAUUCUAAUGAAGAGGACGUUGGCAACCCCUUCAGCUAGAGAGUAAUUCAUGUUUGGGACGACGAACCAUCCGAGAGGACGGUUUGUUACUAUGCUACUUAGCCUCUCAUGAGAACUUGAAGCAAUGAUUCUACAGUCACAAAGAGAUAAAUUAAUUCAUAAGUGGGGACUAAACGUGAGUAUCUCAAAUCUAGUAUGUAAUAACAAGGAUGAGAACAAGAGUUUGAACGCUUGGCUACUGAGGACAGCUUUGAAGAACUCCGAAUCUCUGAGCUUUUAUUCUUUUAGAAAAUUUUUUUCAUAUUAUUAACCCAUAUAUUUAUAGUUAUCAUAAAAGGGACUACUCCUUUGUCACAUCUGUAUGAUUGAUAGAAAGAAAAACCUCGGUAAGUUU
Galdieria sulphuraria is the source of this 1949-nucleotide messenger RNA. RefSeq lists its product as uncharacterized. The coding region runs from base 143 to 1384 and encodes 413 amino acids. NCBI's taxonomy places the organism in Eukaryota, Rhodophyta, Bangiophyceae, Galdieriales, Galdieriaceae. The record is from RefSeq and is a predicted model, not a curated record. The transcript has 3 exons.